CUAAAAUAAAGAUCUCAAGUUGAUAUAUGAUCAAAAUUGGCAUGAAUAAAUUGGCAAAAUUAGUAAAUGACACCGCCCUACAGUGCGUUGCGGAUAGAACCUCCUCAAUUACUGGAACAACCAACAAAAUGGUGGGAUUCGAUGGCAGAUAAAUCAUUAAUAGUCGGAUGCUACAAACAUGGUUACGAGAAUUACGAUUUGAUGAGGACCGACCCCACGCUUUCUUUCAUUACCAGCUGCCCUCUCCUUUCCCAGUCUAAGAUCAAUCAAACAGAACAGACAAAAGAUGACAGUAAUCUUGAUCAAGAUAUCGAUGACAAUGAAUCUUUAAGUAUGUCAAAAGACUGUAAAGAUUCCGAUAAAUUGAGCAAGGAUGUGCAAAACGAUUCGCCAACUUUAGCUAACAAACGAACACAAGAUAGUUCUGCAUUAGAAGCCAGCAACAGUCAUGAUGAGAACGAAGUUAUACUCGAUGAUGAAAAAAUUUGGCCAUCAGUCGUAGACUUAAAUACACGUUUACGUCGUAUUAUUUCUUCUUAUCAACGAAGUGUUAGUAAAAAAGAUGAAAUAAGUAAAACUGUUUCAAAAGUUGGUAAAUCAAGUGUAGAUGUUGAAAUAACUAAUCCAACUGUAGCUACUACGGAUCCAGCUCUCAAUAUACAAGGAUGGGACUUGCAACAGCUCGCAAUGUAUCUUUUGAAAAUGGAAAGACGAGAAAAAAUGGAGGCUAUGGUCAAAGAGCGUGAAAGAAGUCGUGUUGAAGAACAAAAAGCUAAAUGGUCUCGUCGAGAAGAAAACGAAUUUUUUAGAGUGAUUUCUACCUAUGGUGUUAAUUAUGAUAGAAAAAAGGCACAGUAUGAUUGGGUCAAAUUCAAAAGUCUAGCUAAGUUUGAUAAAAAGACAGAUGCUGAUCUCACCGAUUAUUAUAUGUCUUUUCGAAUAAUGUGUAAAAAAGUUGCCAAUAUGAAAAUGUCAGGUGACGAUGAUAUUUUAGUAGAUCAGUUAUCUCCUAGUAAAGCUCGCCAAAUACUCGAUCGUGUUGAUCUUCUCAGUAAAAUUAGAGAAGAAAUUUUAUCUCAUCCACAUCUUGAAGAACGGUUAUGUUUGUGUCAGCCUUCAGGUGAUACACCAGAUUGGUGGAUUCCAGGAAAACACGACAAAGAGUUAUUGCUUGGUGCUGCAAAACAUGGAUUAGGGCGAACUGACAUAACUAUCCUUAACGACUUAGACUUUUCAUUUCACAAAAUUGUCGGUAAAAGUAUAUUUGGAACGAUUCCAUCUUCUUCAAUGAUUUUCAAUAAAGCAGAGAAACUCAUUAAAGUCGAAAAUAAAGACGAUAUACUCAAGUUCGAUAAGAACGAAAUACUUGUCAAACUUGAAAAAGGAGAAGGUACAUUAAAAAUUGAAAAAGUAGCUGUUAAAAAAGAUAAAGAUACGUUAAGUGAACAAAGAUUAGACGAUAAUAUUGAUGUUAAUCAAGCAGAAUUAACUAUUGUUAAAACUGAAGAUAAAAUUGACGAUAAAUUUUCGAAUAGUACAUUAACUAUCACUACCGUUCCAAUCGCACAGUCUACAGAAAUUGAUAAAAAUGAAGAAAAGGAAAGACUUAUAACACCAACUUCUAAUGAGAAGAAAAAAAGUGAGUCUGAAAAUAUUGAAAAAAAUAAUGAAGAUUUAAAAAUUGAAAAUAUGUCGAUUGAAAAGAGCGAACAACCUGAUAGUGACGAAAUAAAAGAUGAUAAUGAAGUAAAACAUGACGUAAAAGAAAUCAACAGUACAAAUGAAAAAUUAAAAGCUGAAGAAAAUGCUGAUGAACCUAUGGAUACAAAAGAACGCGAAGAUGUUAUAUCUCCAGUGGAUCUUGAUAAAACUAAUAGUGAAUCACAUGAUCAAUCUCCGGAAAUGAAAGAUCAACAUACAGAAAUCCAAAAACCUAAUGAAAAUAUGGAAAUAGACAUAGAUAAAUCUUCUGAACAUUACGAUAAUGGAUCGAGUAUUACUAAAAUCAGAAAUGAUUCAAAUUCUGAGAAGUUGUCGUCAAUUCCAAUUGACAAUGAGAAUAAUGAAAAAAAUAAUCAAAAUCUACAUGAAGCUACAAAUAAUGUAGAGGAGAUCAAAACUGAAAUUAAAGUUGAAUCUGAUUCUGAAUGUAAGCCGAAAAUUUUAACUAAACUUUGUGAAUCUCAAUCAACAUCUGAAGUAAAUUCAGCCGAUAAACUUGAAGAUUCACAGAUCAAAAAUGAUAUAAAAACAAAAGUGGAUGAUAUUGCAACCACUAAAACAGACGUUAAAAAAAUUUUUGACGCUGAAGACAAAUGUAGUGUUCAGGCAGCUGAACUUAAGGCCAUGUUUCCUGAUUUAGAAGUUAUACAGCCUCUUUCGAGAUUGACGCAAAUUGAUACUUUUUUAUUACGUGAUAAAACAGUCGAUUUUCCAGAGUCAACAGUAGCUCAGCUUUUCACUCAUAAUCAUCAAGCUUCACUCAAAUGGCCUAAAGAACACGCUAUUGAAGCUCGUUUGAUGCAUAUCGUUCACGCAAUUGAACACAAAGAGUGGCCUGUUGCAAUUAAUUUUACUGCUGGAGAUGAAGUAGAACCCACUAUUAGUGAAAAAGAUAUUUCUGAAAUAAUAACGAUUACAACAGAUCAUGGAAUUUCACGGGCAGUUCCUAGUUUAAAUAAUUUGGCCGUAACUAAAAAAAGGAAACGACAUAUCGCGAUUGACGUAGAAACAGAGCGAGCUAAAUUACAUGCAUUGUUGAAUAAUAGUCAUUUAUCAUCUCAAUUAUCAUCAAAUUCUUCAAGUUUAAGUAAGCCUACGAUAUCUUCUAAUCAUUGGGAUACGAAUGAAGACAAUGCGAAUGAUGAAUCUCGACGAACAAUAUCACUUCAACCGCCUCCAGCGCAUCAGCAUGUUCGUACACCUAGUAUACCAUUUGAAAUAAAAUAUUCGACUACUGGUAAAACUACUAUUAUUCCUGGUACUUCAAGUACCUUAACACCAAUCGAUUUAUCAUCUAAUUAUACAAAAAGUGUUAACGAUUCAAAUAAAGAUAUUAUGAAUGAAGUUCAAGAUUUUUCAAUGCCUAGCAAAAAUAAACAAAAUAAUAGUAAUAAGGGCAAAUUAGACAGUAUGCUCGACAAACUAAUGAAAAGAAAAAAUUGCCCUAUCGAUGAACCUAUUAUUGGUAAAGAGAAAAAGCGAAAAAAACUUGAUGAAAUUGUUUUAGGACUUAGUGCUGCAAAAGAGCAACAAGAAAAUAGUCAUUACAUGGAGUAUAUUAAAAAAAAUACGAUUACACCCAAUGUGACGGUAACACCAGCUUCUGUUUCUGCAGGAUUUCCCCAUUCUGUAGCAACCGGACAAAAACCAUUUUCUAUAACCGUUACAUCAGUUCCAACGUCACGAACAUCUGGAUCCUCAUCAACUUUACCAACAUCUUCGUUACAUUCCCACAAAGAUAAUUUUUCGGUUUUAUUGAGUCAAGCUGAACAACAAAAUCGUGACUUAAAAAAACAAGAAAUAUAUCAAAGCCAGAUAUCAGAACGUCAACAUCAGCAGCAGCAGCAGCAGCAGCAGCAGCAGCAGCAGCAGCAGCAGCAGCAGCAGCAGCAGCAGCAGCAGCAGCAGCAACAACGACAACAACAACAACAACAACAACAACAACAACAACAACAACAACAACAACAACAACAACAACAACAAUCACAACCACCAACUCAACAACAACGACAACAGCAGCAGCAGCAGCAGCAGCAACAACAACAACAACAACAACAACAACAACAACAACAACAACAACAACAACAACAACAACAACAACAAAAGCAAGGUCAACAACAAUCACAACAUCAACAACAAACAUUUAAUUCAAGUCACUUGUCAUCUAGUGGCCAUCGCAAGAGUUAUGAAGCUAUGAUUGCAGACAUAAAUAAAGUUGCUGAGUAUUCUUCAAAAAUUAGUUCAUAUUCUCAUGAAGCUAAAGUUAACAAAUGGCUUGCCGAACAAACAGCAAUCUCUGAACAACUCGGAGCUGAAUAUCUCAAUACCCCCAGAAGACGUCGACCUCGAGUUGAUCCAUCCCUUCUUGACUGGAAAAAACUCACUGGAGAAGAAAAUGUUGCUGUAGUCAACCGAUUAACUGGAAAAAAGGUAACUGGAAGUAAAGCACCUCAAUUGAAAAGACUUGGUCAAUGGUUGAUGGAAAAUCCAAUAUUUGACGUUGAUCCUAAAUGGGCUGAACUUGUUAAGGAACGUGGAAAUCUUCCUCAUGAUCUGCAAAAGCGAGUUCCAGGCUUAGAACGAAGCAACAAUAAAGGAAAAAGCCCUGGAAGGCCACCUAUGCUGCCAAGUCCAACAAGCCAAGCAUCUUCAAAUUCGUCUAAUCUUACUUCUACUUCGAUAGCGUCACAAUUAAAUUUCCCUGGUCUUAGUAAUUCUCUUCUAUCGACGUUAUCUAUGAGUAACUUUGAUCCAAAAAAUAAUCCACUUCUUAUGCCAUUUGGAAGUUUACCGAAUCUUGGCGCAUUAGGAAGUCUUGGAAAUAUUAGUAAUAUGAACCUCACCAAUUCAUUCUUUGCGAAUCUUGCAGGUCUCGGAUUACCAUCUUUGAGUGGUAUGGAAUCUGUUUUGAGUGCUUCUACAGCUUCUAGUUCAGCGGAAACAAGUACAGUAACUACAACCGCAAAAAAUAUUGGUUCUAUAAUGAGUAGUAAUAGCAGCUCUGGCAAUUCCUCCAAAUCACGGUCAAAAAUAGAUUUAGCAACAAGUAAAGUUUCAACAUCAUCUACUGCAUCUUCAUCAUCUUUACCAACAACAACACCAUUUCCAUUCUUUUUCCCAAAUCCAAGUUUAUUGUAUACACCAUUAGGAUUGGGAAGCUUAAAUCCUUUUUCCAUCCAACCGAGCGGAGUUUCUUCUGCGUAUGAAAGUCUUGCACUUCUUAAUUCAUCUGCGUCUAAUGCAUCAUCAUCAAGAAAAUCAACUACUUCAAUAAGUAAUUCUCGUCAAAAAGAUUUUUCAAUCGAUUCUGCAAAGAAAAAAGAGUCGGAAAAGAAAAUUGGCUCAUCUUCAAAUUUGCCUUUUAGAUAUCCUAUUGAUUCUACAUUAAUGUUACAGCAGUAUGCUGAUUUUACUUCACAUAAUGAUGAUAAGAAAUCUUCAGAAUCAGAAAAAAAAGACAAUAGUGACUCAAUUGAUAUUCCUGACCUGCCUGUACGUUUAGAUAAAAAAGCUAAAGAACUUGAAAUAAAAGGACCUUUAGAUCUUUUAAAUAAAACAAAUGUUGAGGUUUCAACAAAAAGCCAACAUGUGGAUGACUUACAUAAAUCUCAUAAAAGAAUUCGGACUUAUGAUCAUCCAAUGACUGAGCAACCGAUACCUUCGUCGUUGGAAGUUACACUCGAGCCAGUCCAAAAAAAAUUUCGAAGUAAUGAGUUGGAAGUUUCCAACAUAACUCCAGUAAAUGAAUACGGUGUGGAGCUUGAAACAAUAACAAAACCAUUAUCUGUAACAACUAAAUCUCAAUCAUUAAAUUUACCGCUUCAAGUAACUCCAACUUCAAUGGAAUCAUUAACAUCCACCCCUAAUUCGACUUUAACUUCAUCAUCAGGGGUAUCACAUCUAUUACCGGAAGAACCUAGUAGUAAGUCGUUUAAUGCGUCUAACGAUAGUAAUAAAGGUCUUAUAAGUUCACUACAGAGUCCUGAUCCAGAUCAACCAGAUAAAUUAAAAUCAGAUCUCAGUAGAUCUAACAGUUUCGUUGAAUCUGAAGAAGAUCUUAAAAGUCUAAAAAUGAUUCAUAAAAAAUCGAAAAGUGGAAAGAAAGUGGUAACAGAACAACCAGUAGAACGAAAGAAUCUUCGUUCAAGUGCUGGAAGACAGGCCCGAGCAGCAGCCGAAAGACAAGCCAAAAUGGAGGGUGAACAGCUUACCUCUGACCAAGAAAGUCAACUAAGUGGAAAUUGAAAAGAAAAAACAUAUAUAAAUAGAAUUAGAGAAAAUCAUUUUAAAAUUUGAUAAUAAAAUGAUACUUUAAAAAAAAUAAAUAAAGACGCGAACAUACUAGGAACAUAACAUCUUACAAUUUAAGUUUAACAGUAAUUGUAUGGAUAUUUGUGAUUUUCAAUUCCAUUUUAAUCAAUAAAUACAUUGAAGAAAACAAAUGAUACAUCGCAAUAGUAUUUUAUGGCAUACUUUAUGUAGUAAUUGUCAUUUAAUUAUUAUAGUAGUGAUAACAUUCAUGAAAUAUUAAUUAUAUAACUAUCAAGUAUACUUUUUUUAAUCUUUUUGAUUUUUGACAAGGGAGUGUUUUAUAUAUUACUAAAACAUAAUAUACGAUUGUAUGCAUAAUAUUAUAACCAUUUUAUUGAUGAAAAAAUGUAGCAUAGUUUAAAGACAAAAAUGAAAAUGUACAUACUGAAAACAAUCUACUUAGAAUAACUUAAACGAAAAAAAUUGUGUACUCAAGAAUGUAUAUAAAAUCAUACAAUGUACUUUAUUUAGAUGGUAUAAUAAAUGGCUUCUUUUGUUGUUUGCAAAUACAUAAAGCAUAUAAUAUAUUA
Molecule: messenger RNA, 6563 nt
Organism: Cotesia glomerata
Lineage: Eukaryota; Metazoa; Arthropoda; Insecta; Hymenoptera; Braconidae
Product: formin-J-like
Exons: 6
Coding region: 67-5967 (1966 amino acids)
Molecular function (GO): protein binding
Source: RefSeq, a predicted model, not a curated record